CAGGUCAUGAGUAACGAGUUGCGAUGGCUUUCACCAUCCCUGGUCAUGCCCAAAAUAGCAGUCCUAUGGAAGCAUCGAAUUUGUUUCAAGUUGGUUUCAUGGGCGGCAAGAAUGUUGUUCUGGAAGCCUUUUUCCUGAUCUCCUACUGGCGACCGCAGGGAAAGACAGUGCCAGGGGUUAGAAUCCCAGCGCUUAUGUUUGGGCGAAUGCAAGCGCCAGCACACAAAGUAGAGCAUGCAGCUAAGCAGGACUAGUCCCAACAACAUAAAAAAUAUCCACAAAGCGCUGACAUUGCUCGACACUUGCUAAUCAAUUAGCUGCCGUCUAUCUAUAGACUAGCAAUGACUAGCAUCAGACAGUCGGGCGCUUGUUUGGAACUGCGACAGAAUACCCUGGGUUUCUUAGUGCGCCGCCACGAG
Molecule: messenger RNA, 419 nt
Organism: Aspergillus piperis CBS 112811
Lineage: Eukaryota; Fungi; Ascomycota; Eurotiomycetes; Eurotiales; Aspergillaceae
Exons: 1
Coding region: 24-254 (76 amino acids)
Source: RefSeq, a predicted model, not a curated record